This is a messenger RNA of Moesziomyces antarcticus, 1078 nucleotides long. RefSeq names its product A/G-specific adenine DNA glycosylase. Gene Ontology annotation, biological process: mismatch repair; base-excision repair. The annotation marks the transcript as partial. Gene Ontology annotation, cellular component: nucleus. Gene Ontology annotation, molecular function: purine-specific mismatch base pair DNA N-glycosylase activity; oxidized purine DNA binding; adenine/guanine mispair binding. The record is from RefSeq and is a predicted model, not a curated record. NCBI's taxonomy places the organism in Eukaryota, Fungi, Basidiomycota, Ustilaginomycetes, Ustilaginales, Ustilaginaceae. The transcript has a single exon.
UGCCAUCUCUUCGAUCGUGUAUGGACGGGCGGUGCCCAUUCUGGACGGUAAUGUGGCGAGGGUGUUGUCGAGGCAGCUCGGGCUGUAUGCGAAUCCGAAGGCCAAGGCCACCACCGACGUGCUGUGGGAGGCGGCGCGCGUGGUGGUGGAAAAGGCGCAAGAGGUCAAGCAGGGCGGAGCAACGCCAGGCCAGUGGAAUCAGGCGCUCAUGGAGCUUGGGAGCACACUGUGUACGCCGCUCAAGCCGGCAUGCAACGAGUGCCCGAUCAGAGCCAGUUGCAGGGCACAUGCCGAGGCCACGCUCCCGGCGAGCAAAGGCGGCGUGGAGGAUAUCGAAGACCUGUGCAAGCUUUGCGAGCCGUUCCCAAACGAUCUCAAGCCCGAGCCUGCAGCAAAGAGCGAGCCCAAGGGCGGCAAGAAGAUGCGCCAGGCAACGCUCUCGUUUGGCACCUCCUCAUCCACCGAAGCCAAGGAGACGGCCCGAGUGAGCGGCGACGAGGCGGUGCAUGCGCACGUCUGCAAGUUCCCCAUGAAGCUGAGCAAAAAGACGAUCCGCACAGAGUCGUGUCUGGUGUGCAUCGUCCGGCGACCUGCGGGCGAGUAUCUGCUGGAACAACGCCCAGCGUCAGGGCUGCUCGCCAGCAUGUGGCAGUUCCCCUCGCUCACGCUCUCCACCACCGAGGCAGGAUCGACUGCCACACCACCGACGCCGCCAACGCGCGCUCAAAUCGACGAAUUCGCCACCUCGUUGCUCGGAUGCAAGGCGGCAGCACAGGCGCACCAGCGCAUCGGCACCAUCGAGCACGUCUUUUCCCACCUCCACCUCACCAUGCACGUCCACUGCGUCGAGCUGGCCAAAGACGUAGAUCUCCCUGCCGCCAAGCGGAAGAAGGAGGAGGCAAAGGCGAGGAACUUUGGAAGCAGUCUAGGCGACACUGCCACGAGAAAGUGGGCCGAUGCGGCGGCAGUCGAGGCAGAAACCAUGGGAACGGGUAUGCGCAACUGCUGGAUCGCGUAUCAGCAGCAAGCCACCACUCCAGCCAGGGCCAAGACCAAGCCGGCCAAGCGCAAAACCUGA